GAUACAUCCAUGUCUUUAUCUCUUAAGGCAUUCAUCCAGAGAUGUUCAGAAAAUACACACUUAAUACCCUUACCUGUUUUUCCUGGACCACGCGAAAACCCCAUCAUUUUUUUGUCUUUAUUAUAAUUCUCUUCACCUCAUACUCAAAACAAACCAAACCAAACCCAUCAAACAUUCAACAACAUAAACACAACACAAAGCAGAGAAAUGAAGAUCCAGUGUGAUGUCUGUCACAAAGAAGUCGCCUCCUUCUUCUGCCCUGCAGACGAAGCAGCUCUCUGCCAUGCUUGUGAUCGCACCAUCCACCAUGCCAACAGGCUCGCUCACAAACACAAACGCCUCUCUCUCGGCCACCCCACCUCCAUAGCCGCCACUCUCUGUGAUAUCUGUCAUGAGAAGCGCGCCUAUGUCUUCUGCAGACAAGACAGAGCUCUCCUUUGCAGACAAUGUGAUGUUUCCAUCCAUGAUGUCAACGAACAUACCAAGACGCACGACAGGUUUCUUUUCACUGGAAUAACGCUUGAAGAAAAAACCAGAACAACCUCAACCUCGUCAACCUCAAACCCCGCACAAACUUCACUCUCGAACGAGAACAUUGAUUCUUUUGCUUCUUCUCGCACACUUAAUAACUCGAGUUCGGUUCUCACUGGAAUAACGCUUGAAGAAAAAACAACCUCAACCUCAUCAACCUCGAACGAAAACAUCGAUCCUUUUGGUUCUUCUCGCACAGUUUAUAACUCGAAUUCGGUUUCAACAAGUAGCUUAUCCGAGUACUUGAUUCAGACCAUUCCCGGUUACUGCAUGGAAGACCUUUUAGAUGCUUCGUUUGCUGCAUCAAAUGCUUUCUCUAAGGAUUAUGAGUUUCCGAAUGAAGAUGUUCAAGUUAGCAUGUGCUCCAUCCCACUGCAAACUCAAUUUAACACUGCUUCGAAUGUUUAUCCUGAAAUGCCAAAAGCUAAAGCCGGUGAAGGAUACUCAGAUUGGAUUCAUAAUUCUGAUUCCGCAGCCUAUAAAGUUCCAUCGAUUACUUCUCCUUUAGUAAAAAAAAUUAAACGCUCUCGUUGAUCUGAUCAAUUCUAUGUGAAAAUUUGUUGCAGAAAUGAGUUAUUUUUCUGCAAUUUUUCUUAUUUUGUACGAAGAUUCAUGGAAACCACCAAAACCCCUACUUUCUCGAGAUCCUAGUUGGAUGGC
Vigna umbellata (rice bean) is the source of this 1191-nucleotide messenger RNA. The record is from RefSeq and is a predicted model, not a curated record. NCBI's taxonomy places the organism in Eukaryota, Viridiplantae, Streptophyta, Magnoliopsida, Fabales, Fabaceae.